UUUGUUAAUUUAUUAAAACACAGAUUAAAAGUUAAAACGGUAUCAGAGAUAAAUUCGAGUCCACUUAAUGUAUUUCAAAAAAAGGUGAAAAACAAUUCACAACAAAAUCACUACUAUAAUCUCAUUUUUUUAUCGUGCACUUAGUACAUAAAUUUCAUCAAACACUGUUGCAGCUUUAAACAAAUAAAACGUGCAUACAAAAGCAUAAGAUAAUUAAUUCCUUUUAAUCCCCAACAAAUAGUGAACCGAUAAUAAAAGUUGUUUCGUUCGAUAAAAAUUUAGUGGUCGGACAUUACUCCUUGAAACGGGGAGAAAAAAAGAGUGAACUGAAAACGAGUGUUGAGGAAGUGAUUGUGUUUGUUUACAUAGAAAGGGACAUUUAUAAAUGAUUCCUAAAUUCAAAACUACAAAAAAAUGACCAUUUUAGCACAAUUUUAUUUUAAAACUAUCCUUGUUUUUGUUAUAAUCCUUAAAUUCUCCCGUUUAAUAGUGUCAACAUCUGUACCAGAAGAUUGGCCCCAUAUUUCUAUCUUAGACGACCGUUACAACAUUGCGAUAAACGCUUUUAUAAAUUUAACACAACUGGUUGAUGACAAUAAAUGGGUACAAAUUGGAGGAGUUGAAGAGCAUGGACGUUUUGGUACAGGACAUGUGGGCCCCACAUUCGGUCAACUGGUCCAUAUUAAAUCAGCUGAAGACAAUAAAGAUCACACAGCUUGCACCUUACCACUACUAAACUCAAACAGUUUUUAUGGGGCGUUUCCCAACAAACCAUGGAUUGCACUUAUUAGCCGAGGAGGAUGCAAUUUUGAUAAGAAAAUAGUGAAUGCUUAUGAAAUUGGCGCCCGUGGAGUUAUUAUUUACAAUAAUGUGGAAAAGGAAGUUUUAGAAGUGAUGAGUCUUAGUCAUAAUAAAAAUAUAAGUGCAAUCUUCACUUUCAAGUGGAAAGGUGAACAAAUGGCCAGUUAUUUAGAAAAUAACUCACAAGUUUACGUUCAUAUCACAGUGGGGAGCACACAACCUUUAAGAAACGGCGCCAUCAAUCGCACUUCCGUCCUCUUCGUUUCGACGACUUUUAUCGUACUUAUGAUCAUCUCUUUGGCCUGGCUCAUCUUUUAUUACGUCCAACGUUUCAGACAUAUCCACGCCAAAGAUAAAUUGUCCAAGCGUUUAUCGAGCGCAGCUAAAAAAGCUUUAUCCAAAAUCCCCACAAAGACCAUUAAAUGCGAAGAUAAAGAAGUAAAGGAAGGAGAAUGUUGUGCCGUUUGUAUCGAGCCAUAUAAAAGCUGUGAAAUUUUACGAAUACUUCCAUGUUCUCACGAAUUUCAUAAAGGAUGUAUCGAUCCAUGGCUUUUGGAACAUCGAACAUGCCCGAUGUGCAAAAUGGAUAUUUUGAAGCGCUACGGAUUUGUGUUUUCCGGUAGUCAAGAAAGCAUAUUACAAAUAGACCCAGAUGAUAUUGCUUCUUUGGACGCCCCAGAGGAAUCAGUCCGACAUGGAUCAACAACGAAUGGUGUUAGUCCUUUGCCUCAAAUUCGAGCCGAAAUCCAAUUUUCAUAUGAUAGUUCAAACGAUGAAAAUUGCAGUCGAGCUUCGACACCAAAUGAACUGACGCCAAGUUUAGGACAAUCCGGUCCAAAAUAUACUCCAGUGCCAUCGCAAUUCUGUCUUAAUUGUCGUGGAGCGACAACAACUAAUGUUCUAGUCAAUAAUAAGGAUAUUGAAAUAGAUAUGGAAGAAGGAAGUUCAAAUAUUACUAAGGAAAUUAUUAAGGAAAACGUUGACAAUCAGUAGUUUAUGGAGUAUUUUUUUUUUAAGUUAAAAGAGUUUUUAAGUGCUCAGAAACUGCCACAAAUUUCCCGUUUUUGUGAUAUAUAAAAAAAGAACAAUACGUGAAUGAUAACUUUUUUGUGAUAUGCUCGAGAGAAUUAACGUUAAUUAAUUGUGAAAAUGUCCGUAUGGUGCUUAAUCUUUUUUUAGUUUUUAAGACGUAAGCAAUAAUUUUUAAUGUUUUUCUUAAAUUUUAGGUGUUAUUUUUUAAGUACAAUCCCUUCCAAAAAAUAUUAUACGUACAUUACUUAAUUAACUAUUUAAAAACAAUUAACGCUUAAUUAGAUUGACUCUCAAAACGA
Onthophagus taurus is the source of this 2132-nucleotide messenger RNA. RefSeq names its product ring finger protein goliath. The record is from RefSeq and is a predicted model, not a curated record. Lineage: Eukaryota; Metazoa; Arthropoda; Insecta; Coleoptera; Scarabaeidae.